This is a messenger RNA of Lolium rigidum, 3408 nucleotides long. Its product is annotated as G-type lectin S-receptor-like serine/threonine-protein kinase At2g19130. Gene Ontology annotation, biological process: protein phosphorylation; recognition of pollen. The record is from RefSeq and is a predicted model, not a curated record. Bases 1 to 3135 code for a protein of 1044 amino acids. Gene Ontology annotation, cellular component: nucleosome. Lineage: Eukaryota; Viridiplantae; Streptophyta; Magnoliopsida; Poales; Poaceae. The transcript has 5 exons. Gene Ontology annotation, molecular function: ATP binding; protein heterodimerization activity; protein kinase activity.
AUGGCCAGGACCAAGCAGACGGCUAGGAAGUCGACGGGAGGAAAGGCGCCGCGCAAGCAGCUGGCCACCAAGGCCGCGAGGAAGAGCGCGCCGGCGACCGGCGGCGUGAAGAAGCCUCACAGGUACAGGCCGGGCACGGUGGCGCUCAGGGAGAUCAGGCGCUACCAGAAGAGCACGGAGCUCCUGAUCAGGAAGCUGCCCUUCCAGCGGCUGGUGAGGGAGAUCGCCCAGGACUUCAAGACCGACCUCCGCUUCCAGUCCUCCGCCGUGUCCGCGCUGCAGGAGGCCGCCGAGGCCUACCUCGUCGGGCUCUUCGAGGACACCAACCUCUGCGCCAUCCACGCCAAGCGCGUCACCAUCAUGCCCAAGGACAUCCAGCUCGCGCGACGCAUCAGGGGCGAGAGGGGAAUAGUAGAACCUAGCAGGCAUGUUGCUUUGCUUUCUGUAGUGGUAGCUCGCCUCCUGGGCUCAGUUUCAAUGAAAUGUUACCUGUGUUUCAAUGCCUGCUGUCUGAAUGCUAUUUCUUCCAUGAUCUUCUCUAUUUUACUGAAUGAAUCUGGGUAUGUUGCCGACCGCCUGCCAAUGCUGAAGAAUAGUACACAAACCUGGCAGGACAGUAGUAAUGCCCUUUCACUGAAGAGCACAAGUUGGGUGAGGAUACAUGCUGCCAGCCAGUUGCAGACUGUUCCCCAUCUCUUCGACUUCAACAUGUUUCUUCUUCUCCUACUAGUUCUUGGUCAUACGUUCACCCUACAAAUUCUUGUGUCCUCUGUUGCCACCAACUUCAUUUCACCUGGCCAAGAACUUGUUUACGGUGACAAUCUUUUCUCCUUGGAUGGGAAGUUCGCGCUCGGCUUCUUCCAAACAGGCAGUAAGUCCCACAACACUUUGAACUGGUACUUUGGCAUUUGGUUCAGUAAAGUGCCCACAAUAACUCCAGUCUGGGUCGCAAACUGUGAUGAUCCAAUCAAAGAACCUGCCCUAGUUCGGUUCACAAUCUCCCGGGAUGGCAAUCUUGUUGUCUUAGACAAGCCUAACAAUUCCAUGAUAUGGUCUAGCCAAGUUAGUAUCAGAACCAACACGACUAUUGCCGUGCUCACGAACAAUGGAAACCUUGUCCUACAAAAUACCUUAAGCUCAUCUGACAUUUUAUGGCAGAGUUUUGAUCACCCAACAGAUACUUUCCUCCCCGGCGCAAAGAUUGGCUGGGACAAGGACACUGGUUUGACCCGCCGUCUUGUUUCCAGAAAGAACUUGAUUGACCCAGCUCGUGGCCGUUACUGUUAUGAGUUAGGUCCUAAAGGGUUGAUACUUACACCUUUGAACUCAUCCAUAGUGUACUGGUCUAGCGGGGAAUGGAAUGGACAGUAUUUUAGCUUGAUACCAGAGAUGGUAAGCCACAACUUGAUAGACUUCAAAUUUGUAAACAACAAGCAUGAAGAGUACUUCACAUUCACCUUGCUGAAUGACACGAUGAUCAUGCAUCACCGCCUUGAUGUAUCUGGUCAAAUGAAGACAUUAAUUUGGGAUGAGGUCUCACAGGCUUGGCUAGGUUCCUACUCCAACCCUAAAGCUCAAUGUGAUGUCUAUGCUCUCUGUGGACCAUUCACUGUGUGCAGUGACAACCCAGCUCAAUAUUGUAGCUGUAUGAAGGGCUUCUCCAUAAGAUCGCAAGAGGAUUGGGAGCUAAGUGACAGAAGCGGUGGAUGUGUGAGAAAUACUCCUUUAAACUGUAAAAGUAACAGGAGUACUACAGGAAUGACUGAUGAAUUCUACUCCAUGUCUAAUGUGGAACUGCCUCAGAAUGCUUACAAGAUAGGUGCUGCUACUAGUGCUAGAGAAUGUGCAAAUGUUUGCCUGAGAUAUUGCUCUUGCACUGCAUAUUCUUUCAUCGACAGUAUAUGCACUAUUUGGCACGAGGAACUCAUCAAUGUAAAGCAACAGCAUAUUGACACUAUGGAUACAAAUGGUGCAGUACUUUAUCUUCGCCUUGCUGCAAAAGAGAUGCAAACUCGAAAAUCAGGCAAAAGAGUGACAAUCAGGGUUACCACAAUUAUCAUUGUCACUGCAUUGAGUUUGCUGGCACUUAUAUUGCUAGUUUUCCUACUGACUAUUUUGAGAAACAAUCGGGGGCGGUCUGGUGGCACGCUGAAAAAUCUCCAAGACGGUGGUGGAAUUAUUGCAUUUAGGUACACUGAUUUGCAGCGGGCAACGAAAAAUUUCCUGGAGAAGCUAGGUGCCGGUGGCUUUGGUUCCGUGUUCAAGGGAUAUCUAACUGAAUCAGCUACAAUAGCAGUGAAAAGGAUCGAUGGGGCUUGUCAAGGAGAAAAACAAUUCAGGGCUGAGGUGGCUUCAAUCGGAGUUAUACAACAUAUCAAUUUAGUUAGACUGAUUGGUUUUUGUUGCGAGGGUGAACGGAGGUUGCUUGCAUAUGAGCACAUGCCAAAUCGCUCUCUUGACAUGCAUCUAUUUCAGAACAACAGCACAGUUUUAGGCUGGAGUACUAGGUAUAAAAUAGCUCUGGGAGUUGCUAGAGGACUGGCCUACCUGCAUGAGAGGUGCCAAGACUUGAUCAUACACUGUGACAUCAAGCCGCAAAAUAUACUUCUGGAUGCAUCAUUUGUUGCUAAAAUUGCUGACUUCGGUAUGGCCAAGUUAAUGGGGAGGGAUUUUAGUCGGGUUCUGACUACAGCUAGGGGAACUGCAGGAUACCUUGCACCAGAAUGGAUAAGCGGGGUUGCUAUCACAGCAAAAGUCGACGUUUACAGCUACGGGAUGGUGUUAAUGGAAAUCAUAUCAGGAAGACAGAACUCAAUUGAACAAUACAAUGCAGGUGGUGAUUGCGCUGUUUUCUUCCCCGUGCAUGCUGCGCAAAUGCUUCUUGAGGGAGAUGUGGCGAGCUUGGUGGAUGAAAAAUUAUCUGGUGAUGUAAAUCUAGAGGAGGCUGAACGGCUAUGCAAGGUUGCUUGUUGGUGCAUUCAGGAUGACGAGUCUGAUCGACCCACAAUGGGCGAAGUUGUUCGUAUUCUAGAGGGUCUGCUUGACCUUGAAGUGCCGCCGAUGCCACGGCUACUUGAGGCGAUUACAAGGAGCUCACUUCCAACAUCCUCCUACUUCUGUAAUCCAUCAGAAUAAUGAAGCUGUACAUGUGAAACAAGCAUCUAUAUUAUUCAAGUCAGUAAGCUAGUACCGUUCGUCCAUACCAGCCUCCAGGUGUGUAUAUCAUUAUGCAUUUCUUUGACAACCUUGUAUUUUCCUUUUUUCCUGUGGACGGUGCAACAAAGUGGUUUGCUUUAUUUUACGCCACAUUUGCAAAUUCUCCCUGUUUCCACUGUCUCCGGCAGACUGGCAGAGUGUCAAUUCAGGGGAGUUUGGCCUAUGUUCACAGGAGCAUGUAAUGCAAUUCUA